This is a messenger RNA of Aureobasidium musti, 3279 nucleotides long. The record is from the annotation of a GenBank genome assembly. NCBI's taxonomy places the organism in Eukaryota, Fungi, Ascomycota, Dothideomycetes, Dothideales, Saccotheciaceae.
AUGGCAGAGCAGGACGGCAGCACCAGUAUCGCGGCACGAAUUGCCGCACUGAAAUUGGACCAAGUGGGCCGUCAACCGACUGGAAAGGCAGGCCCUCCAACAGUACCAACUAAGAGACCAAAUCUUCCAUCAAGACAACAGACGACCAAUGUGCCACCUGUCGGAGUCCACGCAUCUGCGGGUGAUGCAGGCCAUGAUGUCGGGAAUCAGCCAGCAACAGGUGAAAUGAAUGGAGUGGUUAAGCGUACGCCCCCAGUGAUGCCAAACCGACCAGCUAGAAGUGCUGCCCCCAAACUGCCACCAAGACAACCAUCCGGAUCAGCACCGCAACUACCACCUAGAAGACCUUCGGAGACACCCUCAAACAUAUCUGGAAGGCCAGAGGCCAAUAGAAAGCAAUCUAGCGAAUCUAUAGUGUCAACCAGAUCCUCCAUCUCAACAGCAUCUAAUCGGACUGGUAUCAGCUCGGCGACAAGCAAUUCCGGACCACCUUUUACAAUCCGAGCACCUUCUUUUGAUGCGUCGAAUUUGCCCCCUUUGCCUCCUAAGCGGACGCCUAAUCUGCCAGAACGUGGUCCUGUGCUGCAGCAAACUAAGUCCUCGCCAACUGUAUUGCCUGCCGUACAGGAGCCUGCGAGACCGCAACUGCCCUCUAGGCCACCACUACCUUCUAGGAAUCAGUCUUCCUCCCCAGGCGUAACGGAUCAAGGUACCAUCAAACCUGCAGCGCCAAAGAGGUCUGCGUUGACAAUGGGCUUUAAUUCUGCCUCAAAGGCGCCUGCUGUGCCGACUGCACGACCUGAGUCUGCCGCACCACCGCCAAUUCCUACUUCUUCUCGACCAGAUCUUUCUAAGCUGAUGGCAUCAAAACCAAACAUUGCUGCGAAUGGAAACACAAAUGGGGCAGCAGCAACAGUAGCAGCAGCACCUUCAGCCUCACCGGGCCAAGGAUCUUGCCUAAAGUGUCGGGACUUCUCAGUCGUUGAUGCUCACGCUGCACGCUUCCCACGACAGUCAAUCCCAUCACAAGACUUGGGAUGGCUUGCACAGUCGCUUACAUCUCCUUUCCCAUCCCUGACUGACAAAGCUCGAGCAAUUUUCGUCUGGUUGCAUCACAACAUUGACUAUAACACUCAUGCACUGUUUACCAAUACUAGUAUGGUCGUUGGUGGCCAUGGAAAAGGUCUUGGUUUCGAGGCUGUAGCUCCUGGAGCACCGCUACCCCCAGAAGACGCAACAGGUCAUGCCUGGAACGUCGUCAAGAUUGAUGAUGGUCAAUGGAAGCUGAUUGACCCUUGCUGGGGAGCCGGUCAUGUCAACGGAUGGGGUCAACCUUACAAAAGGCACUUCAGUCCCAUACAUUUCGUUGGCAGCAAUGAGGAAUUCGGACGCAGCCAUUUCCCAAGCGACAAGAACCGAUUUUACAGGAGCGAUGGCAGACACACAAUUACGUGGGCAGAGUAUCUGCUGGGUGAUACGAAUGGCCAGACUCCGGUGCAGACGUUCGGAAACAUGACAACAGACGAAGGCAUCGACAGCCACUCUGUUUCGCCCAGGGUCAAGCAGAUUUCGGUCAACGAUUCACAGCCUUAUGUGCGCUUCCAGUUCAACAAACUGUGCCCCCACUGGGACAAUGAGCGAAACGGGCAGGGAAAGAACUAUCUAUACGUCGUCUUCCUGCCCGAGGCCAAUGGCAGACCAGCACGCGAGGUCCCUUUGCAGACUAAUGGGCAUUUCUGGUGGGUUGAUGUGAAGCCCAGCGAGCUCGGACAGCCCGGCCAGGAGAUCAAGUUGGGUGCAGUAACGACUUUGGGGGGCCGUGAUGGCAGAGGAUUGGUCGCAAGCGAUUUCAAUAAGAUGGGCGGACACUACCUUCUAGACGCAGUCCAAAUACUCGACCAACACAAAAGAUCUGGCAAAAGUUUGAGUGUCGUUGAUUACAGUACGAUACUCGGCUUCGCACGCUGGACUGGACUUAGAGACAUUGCAGACACAUUCUGGAAGUCGAUGCAAGCUGAUAACAUCGUGCCAGACCUCAGGUGCUACAACAAUUAUCUUGGCGCUCUUGUCUCAAACCUUCGUCACGAUCCAGAUGUCAGGGAGAACCGUCGAGUCACUACUUUCAGGACCGAAGCGCGCUGUAAGCCAAGUCCUAGCGCAAGGUUUGCAGCCUAUCAUGUAGGCAUUGGAGGUAUCAAAGACAGCGCAUUGGAAAUUCAUCGCGAGAUGCUGAAGAGCGAGAUUGUGCCAGAUGAGGAAACGUUUCGCCUUCUCAUCCUGGGUGUUGGCCGUGAAGGAGAUCUCGAUACUGUCAAGAAGCUUUUGAGGCAAGUGUGGAGAAUCGAUGUGGCCACUAUCGUUGAUGGUCUGGAAGAAGGACACUCAGAGUAUGAGCUUGAUGUCUUGCCGACAUCUCCCCUUCACCCGACUCCCUUCUUGGUCUACGCCGUCGCACACGUUUUCAGUAUCAACAACGAGAUCCCGGCCGCUAUGAAGCUUGUGGACCAUAUUUCACGGACCUACAACGUCAAGGUUUUUGACUAUGUCUGGCAUGAGUUGCUCAACUGGACCUUCGUACUUUCACUACCUCGCCAGGCAUCGAGAAAAGAACAAGCAAUCCUACCCAAAGGCAGUGUACAGAAGCUGUGGCAAGUCAUGCGAAAUGAACCUUACAACGUGCGUCCGACAAUGGACAUGUACAACAAGCUCAUCAAAAGCCUCUUUCGGCAACAAAGGACUCGAGACAUGUGGCAUUAUAUGUGCGAAGCAUUCCCAUUGUAUGAGGCAAUGCGCAAGGAGACUCGGUAUCUGAACAAGACCCUGCAUAGGGUCCUCAAACUCUCACAAACAGUUGGCACACUCGAGCAGAAGUACAACCGCAGCAGACUCAACGAGAAAGCUUCGCGCCUGUUCCUCAGGCGCUGGGUGCGUCUCCUGCUCGGAAGCAUGCGCUCAUGGCGCAGAGUAGACGGCAGUCUGUACUGGAGUAUUCAACUGAUACCCAAGAUUGUUCUCGAGUGGAAGGAGUUCAUGCCUAACAAGGUGUGGUACGACAUUCCUGCAGGCAGAGUGAGCAUAAUCCUCCGUACGAGCGAGGAGAAAAAAACACAUCAAGAAAGAAUAAAGAAGGCAAUGGACACGAACGACAGAAUUGCCAGUAGACACAACCGUCUGCCAGGACAAGAUGGCAAUCGCUAUGUGCUAACACGCCGCCAAAAGAGAGCAGCGGUUGCUCAACGUGGAACUAUUCCUUCGAGAGAACACAAUAAGGCUGAGUAA